AAGGCAGGGGGCGGGGAGAAGCAGGGCCCUUUAGGACCCGGCUGCGGCUGCGGGGGAGGAGGAAGAAGCGGAGGAGGCGGCUCCCGCGCUCGCAGGGCCGUGCCACCUGCCCGCUCGCUCGCCGCCGUCGCGCUCACCACCGCCAACAUGCUGCCGAGACUGGGCGGCCCCGCGCUGCCGCUGCUCCUGCCGCCCUCGCUGCUGCUGCUGCCGCUGCUGCUGGGCGCCGGCGGCGGCCGCGGCGUGCGCGCCGAGGUGCUGUUCCGCUGCCCGCCCUGCACGCCCGAGCGCCUGGCCGCCUGCGGGCCCCCGCCGGCCGCGCCGCCCGCUGUGCUUUCUGCUCACUCAGGGGGAGCCCGAGAGGAGACGGCGUUAUUUGUGGUCUCCGUCUCAGUGUGCCCUGACUUGCGCAUCUGUCAAAGUUGGGACAACGGCGACGAGCCCUCUGAAGGAGGCCUGGUUGAGAACCACGUGGAUGGGACCGUGAACCUCUUGGGCGGUGGAGGUGGCGCUGGCCGGAAGCCCCUCAAGUCAGGCAUGAAGGAGUUGGCGGUGUUCCGGGAGAAGGUCACCGAGCAGCACCGGCAGAUGGGCAAGGGGGGCAAGCAUCACCUUGGUCUGGAUGAGCCCAAGAAGCUGCGGCCACCACCUGCCAGGACCCCCUGCCAGCAGGAGUUGGACCAAGUCCUGGAGCGGAUCUCCACCAUGCACCUUCCAGAUGAGCGGGGCCCUCUGGAGCACCUCUACUCCUUACACAUCCCCAACUGUGACAAGCAUGGCCUGUAUAACCUCAAACAGUGCAAGAUGUCUCUGAACGGGCAGCGUGGGGAGUGCUGGUGUGUGAACCCCAACACUGGGAAGCUGAUCCAGGGAGCCCCCACCAUCCGGGGGGACCCCGAGUGUCAUCUCUUCUACAACGAGCAGCAGGAGGCCCGUGGGGUGCACAGCCAGCGGAUGCAGUAACCCCCAGCCGGCCGGUGCCGGGCACCCCCCGCCCCCACCCCCUCUCCAAACACUGGCAGAGAGAGGAGAGCCUUGCGUGGUGGGUGGGGAGGGUUUUCCAGGAGUGUUGACAUGUGUAUUUAUAUUUGGAAAGAGACCAGCACCGAGCUCGGCACACCCCCGCCUUCCCCCUCCCCAGCGGGAGCUGCCUGCACCCUCGCCUUCUCCUGUCCCAGCUGGGGAGGAAGGGUGCUUGCAGGGGUGGAGCUGGGGGAAAGGCUUGGGAGGGGGGAAAAAGAAAUUUUUAUUUUUGAACCCCCGUGUUUCUUUUGCUUAAGAUUAAAGGAAGGAAAAAUAAA
Molecule: messenger RNA, 1301 nt
Organism: Callorhinus ursinus (northern fur seal)
Lineage: Eukaryota; Metazoa; Chordata; Mammalia; Carnivora; Otariidae
Source: RefSeq, a predicted model, not a curated record